This is a messenger RNA of Bactrocera tryoni, 4013 nucleotides long. RefSeq lists its product as uncharacterized. The transcript has a single exon. Lineage: Eukaryota; Metazoa; Arthropoda; Insecta; Diptera; Tephritidae. The record is from RefSeq and is a predicted model, not a curated record. Bases 667 to 3714 code for a protein of 1015 amino acids.
CCAACAACGACGAAGACAAACUUAAUUGCAGUCGUCUUUGCGUUGGAGCUUCUGUUUAUUUAUUUAUUGUUGUUGUAAUUGGUUGAUGUUCGUUCGUUUCGUUGUUGGUUGGUCGCUCGUUUAGUGGUGGUGGCUCAUCAGUUACGCGGCACGGUGAAGAAAUUUAGUUGCGCGCUGAACGCGAACGAAAACGAUCGACGGUUAAACGGACGCGGAUUCAAUUAGGAAAAACAAAAAAAUAACACACAAAAAAGAAAGCAAAACUAAACGAAACGAAGUGAAUAAAAAAAGAAAAUAUAAAAAUUAUAAAACAAAACAGUUAUAGAUGCAACAAGCGCAAGCGUUGAUUAGCGCAAAUGGACUUUUAAUGUCUACGCAUACAAUGAACGCAGAAGUGGCAGACAGGCACUGAUAUCACGAGUACGCCGCUUUUUUCAGAUGUCAAUAGCCGACAGGCGCCAGCUUGACAUUUUCCAAGCGAAUAAGUGAAAGAGUAUAGUAAAAGUAAAAGUGAAAAAGUGUUGCGCCUGCACACCAAGGAACUGCAACUGAAAGCAAGUAAUAAUGUGCAAAUAAUCGCCCCUUACGCUUGAACUCCUGUCGUGCGAUUUUCUAUAACUUGAACUGUAAGACCCUUAUCCGUAAACCCUACUUAAAGAACAAGAUAUGGAUAAACCACAUACCGAUACGGCAAUACCCCCAAAACCUGGCUCGCCUACCGCUUCCCAUGCUUCAUCCGUCGCUUCAAUUGGCAGCGGUCACAAGACGCAUGGUGUGCAGAAGUUCUGUUCAAAAAUCCGCCAUAAAAUCGAAGAUAAUAUAGCGCCGCGUCUGACAGGUAAACUCUACAAAUCGCAGAAGCAUUCCAUAUCGAUGAGCUCGCUCAGUAUUGGGGACUCAACUAGCGGCAAGUAUACGAACAUCAGUAAACAGUCGACUUUGCCUUCCCUUCCUCCAAGGACGGAACAACAGCAAACAGGUACCACUUCUGCACACCGACGUCUCACCGGCAUGUUGAAGCAUCAACGCCAACGCAUCACAAAAUCAACGAAGACGCUCAGUAAGCGUGAAAUUUCAGCGCCCAUCGGUGAGGUUACGACUAAUUCGGGCAUAAUUUGUCCAGCACUACUUGAAAAGGGUGGUUUGGUGGACGGUGGUCACGCGCAGGACCUUAGAACGCUUGCUGGUUCACCCACUGAUAGUGCUGGCUAUGUGGAUAGCGAUGAAGAAUAUCAGCAGUUAAGCUUGAAUUUGACGAAACAAUCGUUGGAAGAUGAAAUCUUCGAGGAGCUCGAGAAGGCCGCACACGAUGAAACGAAAUUAAAUGCGGUUUUAAAGAACUUUGAUCGUCUAAUAAUCGACUACAAUGAGAAUCCAACUGUAAGCGCAGUGCCAGAGACAGGGCCACGUGUGGAAUGCGAUGUAGCGGUGGUGGAGGCGGCAGCCGCAGCGCAACUAGAGCUUUUGGCACUAGAGCCGCCAGUUGCUUUCGCCGAUAAUGGGGCCGAGAAGCGGAGUGAAGCGAAUGUAUUAGUGGACAAGGUGGGUCUGCUUGAGCCCGUUGCUGAAAAGAAAGAAGUUGAGCCAAAUGUAAAACUUGAUGAAACAUUCGCUGAUUCUAUUGAAACUAAGGUAGACGCAGUUGAAGUGUCGACUAUGCUGGAAACUACUAAACAGUCUGAGGUGAACAAAAGCCCACUCUUAAUGCAAUAUUCAACCACAAGGCAGGAGUCCAAAGAUUUAUAUCCUGCUAAAGAUAUGAAGGAUGCCACAGCUGAGAGCAGUGGCGCAGCUACGAACAGCGCAGCUACGAACAGCGCCGACAACUCAUUAAGAACGACAUCCAUCAAUGGAAACAGCGUUUGCAGCACCACUGUCGCUGCGCAAGUUACUGAGGAUCCCAUAACACCACCACAACCGCCUGUGCGUCCCACGCGCUUGGAAAAAUCCAAGUCAUCCCUGGCUCUGCCCAGACGCAAUGUCUAUCAGUCUCCAGACACUCCGACGCUACGCAAUAUACGUUAUGCGUUAGCUACGCGUGUACGCUCCAAAUCCGUGUGGGAGUUAACACCCACCACGGCAGCGGCUGCGACCAAUAGCAAAAUUCCGGUUUUUAUAGCAUUACCGUUACAAAAACGUAGUAAAAGCUUCUGCAGCGCUUCCUUAACGGAAAUGAUUGGCAAGCAGAAGCUGGUUGAUAACAAGAAUUUAACAGCUGUGAAGCAUGUUGUGACUCAAAAAAGUAAAGAUUCCACAGUUACGUCAACCAACCAAAGACGUCAACUGACUAAGGACGCCCGUUCUGCAUCCGCGCUUUCGUUGUCAAGUAAAUCACGUUCGCGCUCGCUUUCUACAAAUCGUACACAGCAGCCGUUGCAGUCAACACCACAAUUGCCAACGCAAAACCAACCGAUAUCUGGUCAACGUACCAAGCGCAAGUCAUUGUCUGGAGAAAAGUUGACGCGCAGCAAUUCACGCCUACAAAUGGAGAGAACCAAAUCUUCAAUUGGCUUUAACUCCAGCGCAUUUGGCACAAACGCGAGUCCAAGGCGUACACCCUCCAGCAGCAGCUUGAACAGCAGUCAGAGCAGUGGAAGUGUGUCGCGUGUCGCCAACGGUAGCACAACGGCGGCACGCAAGAUGCAGCGUAGUCGCGAUGAGCUAUUGGACAAGUGCCUGGAGAAGGGUCAUGAAAUUUUACGCAAAGUGGAAUCGAUAAACACGAAAGUUAGCGUGCGUAAGACACCAAUUGCGACGACACUCAAGUCGAAUGCCGGCAAAGCAACGGCUGCGAAGGCGCCGACAACCGGGCAAACCAAACGUGCUGCUACAACGUCGGCGACAGCCGCGUUGGCUAGCGCACGUACGAAAGUGAAAACAGCUGCCAGCGGCAGUGCAGCGUUGACAGGUAAAAUUACGAAAGAUGCGUGUGAUGGCACUUUGCGCCGCACAACUACCAACAACACCGCUACCGCUCCUCCAGCGGUGACUUCCACGAAACAGUUGAAAUAUGCGAAUGAGGAGAAAGUGCCGCAACCGCAGCUGGAGUUCUGCAAAAUAAUACCACCCGUAUUGGGUGAGACAUCCGAUAAGCACACCGAAUUAUUGGUUAAUGUGGUGCAGGCAAAGUUGAAUGCGCCUACUGCCACACAACAGCUGUCGAAACAACAGCAGACAGUGGCUAGUAAUACGCGAGAACAGCAAGCGUUUGAAAUAGCAGACGCCUACAAACCAACGUUGCCUUCAAGUGCGCCCAUCGAAAAGCUAAUCAGCGCAGAUACAUCGCAACACAACAACGAAUCAGACUCCGAUGACUCAGGACACAUUUCGAAUGAGAAUGAUACAACCAUUCACACCUUAUCCACCUCCACCACCUCCAGCGUGAGCCUCUGUGAAUCCGAUAUUAUUGAGGAGGAGCGUUCCACAUUCCAGGCAGUGUCGCCUGACAACAAUGCAUACAACUCCGAUGCAACUCCGACCGCUAUGCAAACGAAAACUACCAAAGUUUCGGAGCUCCUUCAGAAGUUCGAACAGCAAUCACAAGCUUCUGCGCAUAUGACUUUCGGCAAGCCAGUCGUACGUGCGACUAACAGCAACCCUAGUAAGGUGUGCACUGCUACACGCGUCGCUCAACUCGAGGCCGUACAAUGCAUACAAACUCAAGUGGAGUUUUAUCCGACCUACAGCAAAGAGGUAACUAUCCGCCUGCUUUAGUGCAGCAAUUGAAUUCUGUGAAGCAAAUUCCUGCAAUGAAGCGCAGCAAACGAACGAAAUUUUGUAAUAACCGAAUAUUCCAACCAACAAUCAAACACCCGCCACAUCCUUUAACCCAACAGUAGUUAAGCUCUACUCUUCUGGUAAAAUUGGUGCAUUUAAAUAUUAAAUAUAAGUAUAUUUUUAUAUUUUUCUAUAUCGUUUUUGGUUUUGGCUAAGUAAUGGUCCGAAUCCUGUAGUUUUUGCAUUCUUAUUACUCUUAACUUUCUUACAUAAAUUUUUUUUGCUAAAGCAUUUGU